AUGGCUUCUUCAUCCUCUCCUGUUCCUAACUCUUCCCGUGGUGCUAGCUCUGGCCCUGCUAGUAUCCAGGCCGAGUCCCAGAAAAAUGCAUCGCCUGCUCGUCGUUCGCGGCCGCCGCGGCCCAAUUACAAACAUAUCCAUCGCUUCCCUCUCCCCGUUGAUGUCCAUCCUUUGCCGCCUCUGAUCCCUCAUAAUCCAUUGUCGAUUGUCAGCGUGCUGUUGUCCUAUUUGACAUACCUCAUUGCACCACCCAAACAGCAUGUCUACAAGGCUUAUUUUGACUCUGCGACGUCAUCUGUCCAUGUCACGGACCCGAAGGCCAUCCGAGCUCUCUGGGAGAUGGGUUUCUUUGGCAAGGGUAAUCUUAGUCGGAGUGAACCGAGCUGGCUGGAGCGACAGAAGAAGCGGCGCGGAUUGCUCGGUGGCACUACAAGUGAGGAGGUCACCCGGCAGCGCCGGACAGAACGUCGCGAAUUGAAGAUGGAUCGAGCUCGCAUGGAGAAGCUGGCCAUCCAAGAACGACUGAAGGCCGAAGCAGCCGCCCGGCAAGGCGACAAUUUGUCUGUCGAGCAGCCCUCUCAAUCGCCGUCCGCAGACACAUCGGCAGAGAAGUUCUCACUGAGAAAAGCCAAAGAAGCGAGGCUGUUGGACUCGCAGCGCUCAAUCACACAGAAUGGCGAAGCGCGCCCUUCCAACACACCCGAAGAGCAAAUCCCCAAUGGUAGCGGCAAGGCCGUUCGAUUUUCCCCGGUUGUGCAGGCUAAGGAGUUCAUCUCCGACUCGGCUAUCCUGCAGCUUCCGGAGGUGAUAGCAGAGGAAGACAAGGUUGGCGGUGCAGAAGAGGAGCCCAUCUUGCAGAACGAAGAGCAUCUUCACCUGUCGAACGAGGAAGCCUUCUUUCUCGCCUACGGACUUGGUGCACUGACGAUCUUGGACGACACACGCGAAGCCGUCAUGACGACCUCGACUUUACUCCCCCUAUUCUGCCAGCAUGCCGACUUCCCACCCCGUGAUUCGUCCUCGGAGAUGAAGCCCGACGAUACUUUCCUGAUCUCUUACGUUGCGUACCACCAUUUCCGGUCUCUGGGAUGGGUGGUGCGAUCCGGUGUGAAGUUCGGGGUUGAUUAUCUUCUCUACAACCGUGGCCCGGUCUUCUCACAUGCCGAGUUUGCGGUCGUCGUCAUUCCUUCCUACGUUGACUCGUACUGGUCAGAGACCGAGGAGCGCCGGAAGCACUGCGAAAAGCAAGUGUCCCGCAGCUGGUGGUGGCUGCAUUGCGUCAACCGUGUUCAAGCCCAAGUGAAGAAGAGCUUGGUGGUUUGCUAUGUGGAAGUGCCACCGCCGGCCUCGUACGACCUGGACGAGCCAUCAGAGACUGAUAUUGGGAGACUGCUUGCUCGGUACCAAGUUCGAGAGAUGGUGCAAUUGCCGACCGACGACGGACAGGGUGCGCAGAUAUCCUCCGAACCUGUGUCAACGACUUCGUCAUCCAGUAUAGCACAGAAUGGCACCAGUGUGAGCUCAUCGAAGCUACCCUCUUUCGAAGACCGCCCCAGCAGCCGCGCGGCGACUCAGCUGGGUAAGAUGGGCUCCACAGAAACGCUCCCGUCGGAUACCCAGUUGAUCUCCCAGCGGGUGUACGAUGAGAUCAUUCGCAAAAACCAGGAAGACGACCCUGUCGUGAACCACGACAGUAAUUUUGGGGAUCAAGCUACACUUAUGACCCUGCAUGAAGGGGACAGCGGCCAUCUCAACCUAUUGGCGGGUUACGACAACGUUAAUGCAGAACUGGUCAACAUUGACGAUAAUGAUGACCGGAGCAGCUCCAAACUAGGGGAGUCAUCGCCUGCGCAUUAUCAGUCAAAUUUGUUUCCCGAAUCGCAGCGAUUCGUGAUGAAGACACCUGCGACUGCUGUGAAGCGGGCUCAUUCAGACGGCCUUGCUACCAUUUCGCCCACUGUCUCACGCAACCCUCUUGCGACGGAGAUUGGGUCGAGUGGUGGGAUCAUGGCUUUAAGCCAAGUGUUCAGGGCUACCCAGGCACCUUCCUCCCCGCUAGUCAAUCGCCAGCAACAUUCUGAUCUUGUAUCGGACCGGCCCUCACCCAACAUCCCGAUUCAGAAACACCCUCUCGCCGCAAAUCUGUCAUCCCCGUACGAUCGAAUGGCGGCAACCUUCCCGCGGGACUCUUCAGCGCACAAGCUCAAGUAUAUCUCUAUGCAGGAAUCUCAGGCGAAUCGUGAUAAACUGUUGAAUGAGAGGAUGACCCGUUCGGCGGAUCCUGUGUUCCCCGGUGACCCAAGCGAUGACGACUUUGGCAAGGAGCCUAGCUUUGUCGAACGCAUGAGGCGGCACCGCACGAUAAAUGAGGAGAUAGCACCCCAGCUUGCAGGUCUUACGGCACCUGCAAGGUCGGAGGGUAGCCGAAGCAGACAAGCUAGUAAGGGCUCGUUGUCACCACCAGGGGACUUGGGUCUGCAAGUUUGGAACGAUCAGUCUAUUGCAGAGAACGAUGGUGAGCAGAGGGCAGCCGCAGAUUCCACUGUUCCGCAGCGGGGUGGCUCGAGCGAAGAAGAGACUGAACAAGAGCAAGAAGACAAUAGGGGUCAGUCCAUCCCACCAUCCACGGAGCAUAUUCCUGCGACAGAGGAAGACAAAGAAAACUGUCUUGAUCUAGCAGCAACGCCUGUUGCCGCCACCACUAGCGCACAUGAUCGUCUUUCGCAGGCCCUCGCCUUUGAUGGUAGUACUUCACCCGCUCCUGGAAGCCCAGAAAAGCAACAGCUUCAGCCACACCUAGCUCACAACAUCGCUCACUUGGACGAGCCCUAUGAGCACGGCAGGUCGUCACAGAUAUCAAUCGUCAAAGAUUCUCAGCGCUCUCCUAGGCAGAGGGAAGCCGGCGCAGAAGUCGAGACGAACCGCAGCCGAAGAACAUCACAUUGUCCGGACUCUCAGGUUCAGAUCGAUCCUACAUCGGACAUUGACAGGAUCAUGUCGUCGCCCACGAAGCAAGUCCGCUUGCAAUCUUCCCCGCCCGCUGAAUCGCGUCGUCUUCGACUGUCUUUUGAACUGGGUGAAGUCCAGGACAUAAAUGUUGGCAAAUCGAUAUCCGGCUGGCCCCAGCGCUCUCCCACACCGAAAGCCACGCAGCCUCUAGAGGGCAGCUUACUAGAUUCGAGUAAUACAGUGUCUCAGCAGCCCAGAGUUGUAGGUGACAAGCCUUCAACCUUUGAUUUCCGGGGUAAAUCAUCGUCGAUGCCCUCUCGCGUGGCUGAAACACCAGUUCCCCCUAUAGACCUUGUGGAUGCGGUGCCAACGACCAGCAUUCCGGAGACUAGUCCCAACCGACUGGGAAACCAAGGAUGGCCCAACGACAUGAACAAUAACGAGACAGCGGAUCAAGAAGACGAUGAUCUGCCGCCGGUUUAUCAAGCCGCGCAUGAACGGGCAUCGCAUUCGCAUCGGGUUGUCUUGAACAGCUCCUCGCCUUCGAAGCCAUCCCUGACCUCAAUUUCGAAGCUUCUAUCAAGCCCGAGUGGGAGGCAACGGAGGGCACUUACGGAGAUUGCUGCUGAUGCCUCACCGAAAGGAGGGACUGGAGCUUUCAACCCAGACAUUGAUAUUAUGUCAGCCGAGGACUGGGAGUUCAAAGCUGCAGUUGCCAGGCAUCAAGACUCGCCGAGGAAGAAACGCCGAGGCAACAACGGACAGGGUGUCAUUGCUUCUGAUCCUAUUCUUCCGGGGACUCCCCGUCUUAACAGUCGGUUUGUACCUCUUCAACCUGUUUCCGAAGAUCUUGUUGAACCUGCGACGACGAGAACUGUGACUGAGGUGCAGAUGGACAUGCAGCCGGACGCACAGCAGGAAAAUUUGCAGAGCAAAGCAGCGAAGGCUCACCAGAGACGCUCUAGACCUCCUCGGAGCGCGGACAGUGUGUGGGAUAUGGACGAUUCUCCUCCGCGAACCUUCGUUCCGCGCAAACACAGGUCACGAUUGCUGUCUCGUCCACGACUGUUGAAUCGACAAAGGUCUGUAGAGACUGAGCGAGGGGGAUCACCGAGCAAGGAGCGGUCGGGGAUUGCGCAGCAACGCCAAGCAAUCAGCCCUAUGCCUGAGGAGCCACGCAGCGAUAUCACCAUUCAAGAUCCGAUAGAGACGCCGGCCACGGGCAGUCCUGCCACGGAUAAUGUGCCUACUGUCGGACCGGCCAUGCCGUCUUUGACUGAGAAAGUCCCAGUCGCAGCAAACCAGGUCUUCGCUCCCUGGUGUGGAACAAAGCGUGCGUACUAUCCGGCAACGUGUUUUGGCAAGCCAUUCGGAACGUCGCAGUCUCGGUAUCGGGUAAAGUUCGAAGACAGUGCACCUGUGGACAUUCCAAUGGGAGCUGUCAAGAGAUUGGAACUCCGUCCCGGCGAUGCCGUCAAAGUGGACAUGCCGAAUGUGCCCAAGGUCACGCAUGUUAUUCGGAGCUUUGUCCGCAAGCUGAGCAUAGACGAGAUUGAGCAGGGCGCCGCGAACGGGGUGAUUCCCAUGACGGAUAUCUAUGGCUACUCAGCUGUGAUAGUAGGCCCCAAGCAGCGCAAGAGUCUUCCUAAUGCCGGCUUGGCCGUCACUGAGAGCCUCAUUGAAGUGCCAAUCUCCAAGAUCUACCUCGACACAAUUUUGUGGAACCAACUCAAAGAUCGCUCCUUCACCUAUAUCUCCGAACCAGUGUUUCUUGAGCGCGGCGCUCCAACACCAUUGGAGAGACUUUCCACGCCUAUCUCAUCUCCUGGUGCGCGCCUGUCACGCAGCAUCCGCUUCUCAAAUGGUUUGUUCGCCGGAAUGGUCUUUGCUGUCUCUUUUGGUGACAACAACGAGGCCAAGGCUCGCGUAGUAAAAAUGAUACUAGAAAAUGACGGGCGCAUCUUAGAAGAUGGAUUCAAUGAGCUUUUCGAUCUACCGCUGAACGCCCCCGUCGCCACUCCCACCAAGCAGCCACCCACGGAAUCGAACACACAGCAUGACCUCCUCCAGCUCAGCAGCAGCGCCGCAGACGUAGGCUUUGCCUGCUUGAUCGCAGACAGACAUUCUCGCCGAUCAAAGUACAUGCAGGCUCUAGCGCUUAACCUCCCAUGUCUCUCAGACCGCUGGAUUGAAGACUGCGUCGCGCGAGGCCGGAUCAUCGACUGGGAGAUAUACCUCCUCCCCGCCGGAGAAUCCACAUACCUCAACGGAGCGACCAAGUCACGAAUCCUAACGCCGUACCCGGCCACCGAGGCACAACUCUCGGAGACCAUCGCCGGAAGACCUAAUCUCCUGAACGGGCAGUCCGUUCUCCUAGUCACAGGACGCAGUGGCCGCAUCGACGAGGAGCGACGCAAGGCCUACCUAUUCCUGACCUAUGCUCUCGGGGCCUCGCGGAUCGAGCGUGUCUCAGACUUGAAGUCUGCUCGAGCCGUCCUAAACGCACAGACUGAGGACGGGCCCGUCCGCAAGCGCAGCUGGGAUUGGAUCUACAUCGAUGACGAUGACAAAUCAUCUGCGAGAGCGAUGGCCCUGAGCUCGGCGGGAGUGUCUGGCGCUGGCCCUAACUCGCGCAAACGGAAGCGGACCAAGCUCAUGGAGUCGGUAACCGGCGACGAUCUUGGGUUGAGCACGAAUGUCAGGAUUGUGGGCAAUGAGUUCGUCUGCCAAAGCUUGAUUCUGGGUCGAUUGUUCGACCAGUGA
Molecule: messenger RNA, 5712 nt
Organism: Aspergillus aculeatinus CBS 121060
Lineage: Eukaryota; Fungi; Ascomycota; Eurotiomycetes; Eurotiales; Aspergillaceae
Exons: 2
Coding region: 1-5712 (1903 amino acids)
Biological process (GO): tRNA splicing, via endonucleolytic cleavage and ligation; tRNA-type intron splice site recognition and cleavage
Cellular component (GO): tRNA-intron endonuclease complex
Molecular function (GO): nucleic acid binding; tRNA-intron lyase activity
Source: RefSeq, a predicted model, not a curated record